CACCUCGCGGUGCCCUUCACCUCAGCCGAAGGAGGCGGCGGCGGCGGCGGCUCCGGUACAGGCGAGAUGAGCCUCAGGAUCAAUUCCAUCCCCCUGCAGUUCCUGCCCGAUGAGGCCCGGAGCCUGCCACCCCCGAAGCUGACAGACCCGCGGAUCCUCUACGCGGGCUUCAUGGGCUACUGCGCUGGGCUAUUGGACAACCUGCUGCACCGCCGCCCGGUGCUGGUCGCUGGAUUACAUCGCCAGCUCCUGUAUGUCACUUCAUUCUUUUUUGUGGGAUAUUAUCUUAUUAAACGCCAAGACUUUAAGUAUGCUGAAAGGGACCGUGAUAUGUUUAAAUAUAUGAGACUGCAUCCAGAGGAUUACAAAGAAGAAGAAAAGAAAACUUAUGCUGAAAUUCUUGAAGACUUCCAUCCAAUUCGCUGAAACUUCUCCCACUGCCUGCUUUUAUCUCUUUCCCAAGAGCUUUUGUUAUUGAACUUAAUAGGAUGUAUUUCUAAUAUAUCUCAAAUUCAUGCAUAAUGAAAAAACUUACGGUCUUGUUAUUAAAUGAAUGACAUGAA
Messenger RNA from Antechinus flavipes (yellow-footed antechinus), 563 nucleotides. It is a transcript of the gene NDUFC2, whose product is annotated as NADH:ubiquinone oxidoreductase subunit C2. Lineage: Eukaryota; Metazoa; Chordata; Mammalia; Dasyuromorphia; Dasyuridae. Gene Ontology annotation, cellular component: mitochondrial inner membrane. The coding region runs from base 67 to 426 and encodes 119 amino acids. The transcript is spliced from 3 exons. The record is from RefSeq and is a predicted model, not a curated record. Gene Ontology annotation, biological process: mitochondrial electron transport, NADH to ubiquinone.